Parnassius mnemosyne (clouded apollo) is the source of this 1347-nucleotide messenger RNA. NCBI's taxonomy places the organism in Eukaryota, Metazoa, Arthropoda, Insecta, Lepidoptera, Papilionidae. The record is from the annotation of a GenBank genome assembly.
AUGACCUUAAAAGCAUGGCGAUCAAUUUUGAACAGAGUUAUUUUUAUACCUCAACGUUACGUUCUGGGUAUCAUGGGACUCUUUGCCUUGGCGAACUCAUUAACUAUGCGAGUUUGUUUAAACAUGACUAUCACACAAAUGGUGCUACACACUCAAUUAUCCCAACACAUUGUGGGUGAAACAUGUCCUGAUAAUAACAACGUCACUGCAGCUGGGUCAAGCAAUAGCUCGGUCACUUUUAAGGGCCGGGAUCGCUACGAUUGGGACGAAACAACGCAAGGAUUACUGCUUAGUGCCUUUUACUAUGGAUACGUGAUAACACAUUUACCAGGCGGAUUGGUGGCUGAAAAGUUUGGAGGGAAAUGGAUUCUUGGCUUGGGAAUAUUAUGUUCAUCAGUAGCAACAGCAUUAACUCCAUGGGUAGUGAGCUUGUGGGGCGCUAUUGGUUUAUUUUGUAUAAGGGUAAUACAAGGUUUUGGAGAGGGUCCAGUUAUUCCUGCUUUCGUACUUUUACUAGCACGAUGGAUCCCCCCACCGGAGAGGUCGCGUUUCGGGGCCAUGAUAUUCGGAGGUGCACAGAUUGGGAAUAUCUUUGGUCCCUAUAUUUCGGGGCUAAUUUUAGCAGAUGGCGGCGAUUGGGCUAAUGUAUAUUAUGUCUUUGGUGGGUUGGGAAUGAUUUGGUUUAUAUUUUGGGUGCUUUUAUGCUACAGUAAUCCUAAUUCCCAUCCUUUUAUUUCCGACGAAGAAAGAAAUUAUCUGAACAAAAACGUGGCUGCUUCUGGAUUACAUAAGAAAUUGGAUCCAGUUCCAUUUAGAGCGUUGAUAAGAUCUGCUCCGCUUUGGGUUCUCAUAAUGGCUGCCAUAAGUCACGACUGGGGUUACUUAACAAUGAAUAAAGAUCUUCCAAAAUAUUUUUCCGCUGUCCUCAAAAUUAAUAUCAUGGAUAAUGGUUUAAUGUCCACACUACCCCAUAUUGCGAUGUACAUCAGCUCAUUCAUAUUUGCCACGUUCUGUGAUUUAUGCAUUAGAAAAAAAUGGCAUAGUAUCGGUACCGGAAGAAAAAUUUACACUACUAUUGCUUAUUCCGUGCCAGCCCUUUUUAUAAUUCUGGCCUUGUAUUCCGGUUGCAACCGAGUUGAGGCCGUCGGCUUUUUUAUUGUUUCUAUGGUUUUCUUGGGAGGAUUUUAUAGCAGCGUGAAAAUAAACGCGAUGGACAUUGCACCUAAUUAUGCCGGCACAUGCUCGGCAUUUGUUAAUGGAAUUGGAGCAAUAUCAGGAAUUAUUACUCCAUAUUUGAUUGGCUUGUUGACGCCUAAUGUAAGUAUUAUUAAUAUUCCAUCUACAUAA